AUGUCUGUGGUAGGGUCUCUCAUAUUUUGCACACAUUGUGGUAACCUUCUCGACAACCCUUCCGCUGUGCAAGACUCCAGGAUCCAGUGUGCACAGUGCGGAGCUACUUACGACAAAUCCAAGUUUUCCGAUCUGCGGGUCGUGACGCGGACCGCGGACGACGCGUUUCCAUCGAAGCUGAAGUCCAAGCGCUCUGUUGUGAAAACCUCGCUCAAGAAGGACGAGCUCGAAGAAGGCGCUACCAUUCGCGAAAAGUGUCCCAAGUGUGGCAACGACGAGAUGCACUACCAUACUUUGCAGUUGCGGUCUGCGGACGAAGGUGCCACUGUCUUCUAUACCUGCACCUCCUGUGGCUAUCGCUUCAGAACCAACAAUUGA
This is a messenger RNA of Lachancea lanzarotensis, 378 nucleotides long. It is a transcript of the gene RPA12, whose product is annotated as LALA0S07e03818g1_1. The transcript has a single exon. Gene Ontology annotation, molecular function: DNA-directed RNA polymerase activity; nucleic acid binding; zinc ion binding. Gene Ontology annotation, biological process: termination of RNA polymerase I transcription; DNA-templated transcription. Gene Ontology annotation, cellular component: RNA polymerase I complex. The record is from RefSeq and is a predicted model, not a curated record. Bases 1 to 378 code for a protein of 125 amino acids. NCBI's taxonomy places the organism in Eukaryota, Fungi, Ascomycota, Saccharomycetes, Saccharomycetales, Saccharomycetaceae.